CUGCUGCAACCCGCCCGGAGUAGGAAGCAGGAAAACUCAAUGUAGGACUGGGCUGCCACCCGAUAUAAAUGUCAGACUGGUGCUCCCCUCUACAAGGAAGGCUUUCCAACAGGUUUUCACUGCAGUGCUGAUAUAUAAAUAUAUAUAUACACACACCAUGCCUGAACACAGUGAUGCCAGUCUGCCCCCUGAAGAGAGGAUCCGAGCCCUCGUGCUGAAGGGAACAUCCGUAGAGGUGAAUGAUGACAUUCCUCCCAAGCGCUACUACAGGUCCGGAGUGGAAUUGAUCAGGAUGGCCAACGUGUACUCUGGGGAGGGCAGCAUAGAGAACGCCUUUAUCUUGUACAACAAAUAUAUCACGCUCUUCAUUGAAAAGCUGCCAAAACAUCGGGAUUACAAAACAGCCAAUGUACCCGAGAAGAAAGAGACCCUAAAGAAACUGAAGGAAAUUGCCUUCCCCAAGGCAGAGGAACUGAAGAAGGAACUUCAUAAAAGAUACAAAAAAGAAUAUGAUGAAUACUCGGAGAAACAGAGGAAGGAAGAGGAAGAACGCGCCCGCCGUCUAGCUCUGCAGCAGCAACUUGAUGCAGAAAAGCAACGAGUGGCUCUCCUGAAGCAGCAACAGGAGCAGCAGGAACAGGUUCAGGCCUUUGAGGAAAUGAUGCGCAGGAAGGAGCUGGAAGCCGAGCGACUCCGAAUCUUACAUCAGUUUUCUAAAGAUGAGCCUGAAGCUGAGCCACUUGGGAGCCCUCUCAUACCUGGCGUGAAUGAGCCCCCUGUCACUCCACUGCUCCCUUCAUAUGGAACUGUACAGCCACAUCCACCUGCUGUAGACCGAUCAUUGAAACCUUCCUCUUAUGGCAGUAAUAGUAGUGGGGUUACCAGCGAUGGGCUGCGCCAUGUAAAGAUACCACGAGAUGUGUGCUGCAAGUUCCUGCAACUGUCGGAGAAUAACACGCAGAGAGGGGUGGAGACCUGUGGCAUUCUCUGUGGGAAAUUGAUGCAGAAUGAAUUCACAGUCACACACGUCAUUGUACCCAAACAGUCAGGGGGCCCUGAUUACUGCAACACAGAGAGCGAAGAGGAACUGUUUCUAAUACAGGACCAACAAGGACUCAUCACACUCGGCUGGAUACACACCCAUCCCACCCAAACCGCCUUCCUCUCCAGCGUGGACCUUCACACUCACUGCUCUUAUCAGAUGAUGCUUCCAGAAUCCAUCGCCAUUGUUUGCUCGCCCAAAUUCCAAGAAACGGGAUUCUUUAAACUGACAGAUUACGGCAUGAAGGAGAUCGGCGAGUGCCGGCAGAAGGGAUUUCACCCCCACUGCAAAGAGCCGCCUCUGUUUUCUGCCGGGGGCCAUGUUUCAGUGACGGAGCAGGAUGUCACCAUGAUGGAUCUAAGAUAAUUCCAGCAGGGAAUGUGCCAAUUCUGCACUCCAUCCUCCUAACCCUCAAGUGCCAAAAAUGCACUAUUAAGAGUUGAAUGCAAAUCUGUACAGCACAGUGCACACCUGUCGUUGUGUUAUUUCUCCUGUGGCGUUUGGGACAGGACUCAGACUAAUCAGUGGGAGAAGUCUACUGUGCAGUUAAAGAUGGAUUCCAUCAGUUUUAUGCUGUGUAUGAACCUCUGCAGUGCACCUUCAGCCACCACAUCUGAUCUCAACUUCCCUGCUAAGAACAUGUGCUGAACACUAAACUUCUGAGUUGUCUGACGUCUCGUGUUGCUUGAGAUUAUGGACCCCUUUUGUUUGUAUAAAUACAGUCCGAUUACUCUGUAAAUGGCAUCCUAGGCUAUAGAAAUACUGUUUUACCUUAACUCCGACACAGAUAAAGUCUAUUUUUAAUCCACGCUUUAAUAAUCCUAUUGACCCCUUAAAUGGAAAAUGUUAUUUUAGUAAAAGGAAUUGUACAUAUGUUAAUUUAUUUGAUCUGCUUUUUAGCAGCAGGUUGGGAAAAUGAUCUUGUGCCGUUUUGAUGAUAGAAGAAAAUGUUUUGCUCUUUAUUUUCUCCUAGCAUUAAACAUUGCCAAUGCUA
Messenger RNA from Xenopus laevis (African clawed frog), 2036 nucleotides. RefSeq names its product STAM binding protein L homeolog (gene stambp.L). Gene Ontology annotation, cellular component: cleavage furrow; membrane; endosome. Lineage: Eukaryota; Metazoa; Chordata; Amphibia; Anura; Pipidae. Gene Ontology annotation, molecular function: K63-linked deubiquitinase activity; peptidase activity; metal-dependent deubiquitinase activity. Gene Ontology annotation, biological process: protein deubiquitination; protein K63-linked deubiquitination. The record is from RefSeq and is marked provisional.